UACACACUCAAUCAGAACUAUUCUAUUACAUUUCUUGAUCAUCAAGUAUGGACUGCAUCGCGAAUUUGGCAUCGGAGAAGGCAGUGGUGAUCUUCAGCAAGAGCUUAUGUUGCAUGUCACACGCGAUAACGAGGCUUUUUCAAGAACAAGGAGUGAGUCCGAUGGUGCAUGAACUGGAUCAGCACCCCAGAGGGAAGGAAAUAGAGAUGGCUUUGAAAAGAUUAGGGUGCACCCCUGCUGUGCCUGCAGUAUUCAUUGGAGGCAAGUUUUUAGGCACGGCGAACAGUGUCAUGACUGCGCAUAUCAAUGGCUCGCUCAACAAGAUGCUCAAAGAUGCCGGGGCUCUGUGGCUUUAGAUCACAAUGCAUUCAUAAUUUACAUGUAUAAUAAGAUCAAACUAACUCCUAUAAUUAUAUAUAACAUAUAUAUGCACAUGGGCAUAUAUCAUACAGAUGUGCAUGUGUAAGGCUAUCGUGUUCAACGUGUAGAGGCGGCUUUAUUUUGCAUAAGAGCUUCUCGUAUAAUAUAUCCGAGUUUUUCCGAGUUA
Messenger RNA from Daucus carota subsp. sativus, 547 nucleotides. RefSeq names its product monothiol glutaredoxin-S10. Bases 48 to 356 code for a protein of 102 amino acids. The record is from RefSeq and is a predicted model, not a curated record. The transcript has a single exon. Lineage: Eukaryota; Viridiplantae; Streptophyta; Magnoliopsida; Apiales; Apiaceae.